Messenger RNA from Paramecium pentaurelia, 2011 nucleotides. The record is from the annotation of a GenBank genome assembly. Lineage: Eukaryota; Ciliophora; Oligohymenophorea; Peniculida; Parameciidae.
AAUGAAAAUUAAUAACAAUAAUAACAACGAUACAUAAAAUUCCUAGGCAUAAAAGAAUUUUAAUCAAUUGAUCAAGCUAGAAGCAGAUGAUUUCAAGAGACAGUUCAAAUUUAUAGAUAAAGAGAAACUUUUUAUGGAACUUCAAAAUUACAAAAUUGAAAACAACUAUAUAAAAGAAGAAAACACCAAGUUACGUACACGCAUCUAACAGACCGAAGUAAGCCAACCACAUAUACUCAGAAAGAGCUACUUAAUUAUGAGAGACUCUGUGAAAACAUGACAGAGUAAACACCAAAUAAGAAGAAGGCCAAUGAGUUACUACUUAUAUAACUCAAAAAAUAGAACAAAGACCUUCAAUAGUAACUCAAAGAACGUACAGUCUAAGUUGAACACCUUAAAAAAAAUACUAAAGUCACAAAAUUUUAAGAGUUAGAGUGUGAUCGAAAGGCUUAUUUUGAUGAAACAAUACGUAUGCGUAAACUUAUAGAAGAGAGUUAAUCAUAAUUCUAAUCUAUGUUAAGGUACAUAAUUUAUAUCACAUAUUGAUAGUAAAUAUAAUCAAAGUCUUUAACUUGAAAGUGAAGUUCAAAAACUACUCAAAACUAAUGAAAAUCUGAUUGCUGAAAAUAAAGCACUUAAUUAAAAAACUCAAUAAUCAGAUGAAAUGAUACGUCAAUUACAAGUAUUUUGUUGAUACAUUUAUUUAGCAAUUGUACAAAAAAAAUUAAUAAAAACAGGAAACUUUGGAUAAACAAAUUCAAGAUUUAAAAAACUAAAUCAAGAAAUUAUAGAUUGACAAAACGAAUCUUAAAUAAACAAUAAAAUAGAUUUAGGAUACACAAUACUAACAACUUUAAUAAGCUAAACCUAAAAAAGAACCUACUCCUAGACAAACAUAAUUACCAAAUUUAAUUUUAGAGGAAUUAAGAUUUAAAUUGAUAUAUCGUGGAAUUACAGUUGAAUAAUUUGCUGAUAUGUUAGAAGGAUUGAAAUAACAAGCUCGAGAAUAAAAUGUUACAGUUAAAAUUGAUGAUUUAAGACAUAUCUUUGCCCAGUAAAUAAAUUUAUCCUCAUUAUAAUUAGAGAACCAUUUUCAUAUACAGAUGAUAUUAAAGUAUAAUCCAUAUUAAAUUCACUUACUGGUCAUGGCAAUUAAUUAGUAGAGAAUUUGAAAUCUAUGAUUGGAAAUUAUAAGACUUUUAUGAAUUUUCCAACUUUUGAUUUUGAAUUAGCUUAAACUAAAAUGAAAGCUUAACUCAAACAAAAUCAAAAAAAGAUAUAAGAAUUUUGGAAUAAAUAAAAAAUAAAAGGAGAUGUAGUAACAAAAUCAGAUGUUCGAAAAAUGUUAAAUUCACUUUCAUUAAAUUGGUAAGAACCUGAAAAUCUAUUCUAUUUUCUACAAUUAUUUGAAAAAUCAGGGGAAGAUUUAUAACAAGUUCCAUUAAUUGAUACUUAUGAUCCAUUUACUUAAGAAGAUCCAUCAUAACAAUAAUAGAUGACAGGACAUUAGAAUAUGAGAAUAUCUGAAGAAUCAGAUGAGGAAUUACUUGAUAAAUAGAGUCAAGAUUAAGGUAUAGUAUUUCGUGUUGAAGGAGUAUAUGAAGAAUCAGAUGAGGAAUUAUUUGAUAAAUAGAGUCAAGAUUAUUCACUUGAUGAAAAUGCUGCAAAGAAAAAGAAAGAAUAAGAAUUUCGUGUUGAAGGUCAAAUAGUUGAACAAUAAGGAAAAUAAUAAUAAGAGUAUGAAUAAUAAUAGGAAUUUGAAUAGGCAUCAGAAUUUGAUUAAGAAUAAAAUGAAAAUUAUAAUGAGAAUGAAAAUAAUUAAUAGAAAGCUUCGGUACAUGAUUCUGAAUAAAAGAAUUAUUAAAAUGAACAAGAUGAAUAUUAAUAAGAUCAUUAAGAUGAAGAAUAAGAUGGAAAUUAUGAAAAUGAAUAUGAAGAUUAAAAUUAAAAUUAAUAAAAUGAAAAUAAUAAUCAAGAAGAAUAAUAAUAUGAAAAUGAAGAAUUUGAUUGA